Messenger RNA from Peromyscus eremicus (cactus mouse), 1811 nucleotides. It is a transcript of the gene Fbxw4, whose product is annotated as F-box and WD repeat domain containing 4. The record is from RefSeq and is a predicted model, not a curated record. Bases 36 to 1694 code for a protein of 552 amino acids. Lineage: Eukaryota; Metazoa; Chordata; Mammalia; Rodentia; Cricetidae. Gene Ontology annotation, biological process: SCF-dependent proteasomal ubiquitin-dependent protein catabolic process. The transcript is spliced from 9 exons. Gene Ontology annotation, cellular component: SCF ubiquitin ligase complex. Gene Ontology annotation, molecular function: protein binding.
CUCGGCUGCGUGUCGAGCCGGCCCCGCGGCCGCUCAUGGGCAGCCAGGGCCGCUCGGGUGCCCCCGGGAACCGCGGGCCCAGGGAAGGCGAGGGCGGGGAGGCGAGGGAACUGCAGGAGGCGAGGGUCGCGCGGGGAAGGCGAGGGAAGGGGAAGGGGAAAGCGGGCACCGGGCACGGCGGAAGAGGAAGCGGGGCGGAAGGGAAGCCGGGCCUGCAGCGGGCGAGGACGGCGGCGGGGCCGGGGGCUGCGGCGGGGCCGGGGCAGGAAGCCGAGGAAGGCGGAGGCGUGGAGGAAGGGCCGGGAAGCUCCGGGAAGCGGGAUGAGGGGAGCGCAGGGCCCGGGAAGGAGGAAGAACGGAGGGUCGGGCCCGGGCGGCGGGAGGACGGCAGCCUGGAGAGAGCACGGGAGCGUGGGUGUCGGGCGUGGGGCGGCAUCCCGGGGCCCCGGACGGCCAUGGCGGCGGCGGCCGCCGAGGAGGAGGAGGCGGCGGCGGCGGCUGCGGAGCCGGCCGCACGUCCGGCCGCGGGGCCCGCGCUCUGGCGCCUGCCGGAGGAGCUGCUGCUGCUCAUCUGCUCCUACCUCGACAUGGCGGCCCUGGGGCGCCUGGCCCAGGUGUGCCGCUGGCUGCGGCGCUUCACCAGCUGCGACCUGCUCUGGCGCCGGAUAGCCCGGGCCUCGCUCAACUCCGGCUUCACGCGGCUCGGCACCGACCUGAUGACCAGCAUUCCAGUAAAGGACCGAGUGAAGGUGUCUCAGAACUGGAGACUGGGGCGCUGCCGAGAGGGCAUUCUGCUGAAGUGGAGAUGUAGUCAGAUGCCUUGGAUGCAGCUGGAGGAUGCUUCUCUGUACAUAUCUCAGGCUAAUUUCAUCCUGGCCUACCAGUUCCGCCCAGACGGUGCCAGCUUGCACCGUCGACCCUUCAGAGUCUUCGCUGGGCACGAUGAAGACGUUUGUCACUUUGUGCUGGCCAACUCCCACGUCAUCAGUGCGGGAGGAGAUGGGAAGAUUGGUGUUCAUAAGCUCCAUAGCACCUUCACUGUCAAAUACUCAGCUCAUGAGCAGGAGGUGAACUGUGUGGACUGCAAAGGGGGCAUCAUUGUGAGUGGCUCCAGAGACAGGACAGCCAAGGUAUGGCCUUUGGCCUCGGGCCGCCUGGGGCAGUGCUCACACACCAUCCAGACUGAAGACCGAGUCUGGUCCAUUGCUAUCAGCCCAAUACUCAGCUCUUUUGUGACAGGAACAGCUUGUUGUGGGCACUUCUCACCUCUGAGAAUCUGGGACCUCAACAGUGGGCAGCUGAUCACACAUCUGGGCAGUGAUUUUCCCCCAGGGGCUGGGGUGCUGGAUGUCAUGUAUGAGUCCCCCUCUACACUGCUGUCCUGUGGCUACGACACCUAUGUUCGCUACUGGGACCUCCGCACAAGUGCCCGGAAAUGUGUCAUGGAGUGGGAGGAGCCCCACGACAGUACCUUAUACUGCCUGCAGACAGAUGGCAACCACCUGCUGGCCACAGGCUCCUCCUACUACGGUGUUGUGCGGCUGUGGGACCGGCGCCAGAGGGCUUGCCUGCAUGCCUUCCCGCUGACGUCCACUCCACUCAGCAGUCCCGUGUACUGCCUGCGAUUCACCACCAGGCAUCUGUAUGCUGCCCUGUCUUACAAUCUCCACAUCCUAGACUUUCAGAACCCAUGACAAACCACCCCUGCCUCUGGGCUGGGCAAGUAAGCUACUCAGGGACCUCUCUUGUCUGGCGUGUGAAGUGACUGAUACCUCACUCCUAUCCACAGCCCUGCUGUGCUGCUAGACCGG